Molecule: messenger RNA, 5507 nt
Organism: Porites lobata
Lineage: Eukaryota; Metazoa; Cnidaria; Anthozoa; Scleractinia; Poritidae
Source: the annotation of a GenBank genome assembly
AUGGCUUCUCAGAAGCAGAGUUUGCCUUCCUUUUCCUCGAUUCUUUCUGUCUUGUCGAUUGUGUUUUACUGCGCCGGUUUUCUGAGAGUAGAAUUGGAGCUGAACGAACAGAAGAAGAGAAUAAACGAUCUUGAAAACAAACGGGAGAAUAUGCCUCCUGAUGUUCCAAACCGUGACAAGUUAACUAAUAAUACUCAUGGUAAGUCUUCUCUAUUCUGGUUCAAUAUUUUAUAAUAAGAGCAUCAUACAGAAUGUUUAUGUUAUAUUUUUUAACAAAAAAUCUUGCGAGUGCAGAAAAUUUUGCAUAAACGGUAUAUAUCUUGUCUUUGCGUGUUCGUGGCGCAGAGGUAAAGAAAACCGAAGGUGAACAGGUCACCAUUUGUUUCCUUUGUAGCGAAGAAAUAUUAAAAAAACAACAAUCGAUCACCAGUAAUGAUCUUUGUUUCUGAAAAGUAGCUGAACAGUCUUAUUGUUUCAAAUGACAGCUGAAAUUAAAAAUGACGAACAUUUUUGUGCAAUUGAGGUGGUGUGUUUACAGUAUCGAUCAAGCAGAUAGCAUAAAAAAAAAACUUUCGGACGCGCGGGUAAUUAUCAUUUCAGGCUUCUCACUCAAUCUCAGCUCAAUCAGCAAGUUUCAUAUAAGAAAUAUUAAUGUUAUCUAAUCUGAUGUCCUUAAUGCUUAUAUUCGUUAUUUAUUUAGUCUGUAUGCCAUUAAAACGUUCCUUGCUGUUUAUGUAAAUCAUUUAGGUAAGUGCCACCCCAAAGGGUAUAGUAGCGUUUUAGGGCCUUUUUGGUCUGAAAACUGGUAUGCUCUUUGCCCAUUUUGGUCUGGAAUCAAGUAUAGUUUUCAAGGGGACUACGGGAGCGUAUGAACGUGGUUAUCGUUUCAAUUCCAAAAGGAUAAAAAUCAAAUAGGAAUAUGCGAGUUCGAAACACGCUCUAAACUAAGUAAUGAUGACCUAAUUUGUGCCCAAUUUCUGCCUAAAGGUAUAGGCCACUCGAAGGAACAAGCACGCUACGCACUGUGUAUGCCUCGUCCUUUAAGCAAAGAUCCGACAUAAGCCACUCGAAGGUCCUAUAGAUCUGCAUUGAAGGGUUUUUACUAAGAUUAACUAAGUAAAAGGUCCUCUGUUUUGGUCUUUAGCACUAACUUAUUAUAAACGUUAAUUGUAGAAACUGAAUAUGUCAAGCCCUACAGGAAUAGGCGAGCAGCCGAUUCACUGAAAAACACCACGGGAGCUAAAAUCACAGUUGACAGGGAAACAAUUCUGAAGAUAAACAGACUGUUAUCCGAGCUAAAACCUCAACUGUGUCAUUCAAAUGGCGAUAGCUGUCUCCCAGGCCCUCCCGGUCCACCGGGACCAAGGGGAGACAAAGGAUCCCGGGGAAGAAGAGGACACAAAGGGGACCAAGGCAUUAUGGGAUCUCCUGGAAAAAGUGGCAAGCAAGGCAUCAUGGGACCAGCAGGUCCGAAGGGUGAAGCUGGACGCAAGGGAAAAAAAGGAGACAUUGGACCUGCAGGCAUGCCGGGAGCUAAAGGAGAACCUGGUGAAUCGAUUUCAGCUCCUGUUGUUGCUGUGUCACCUAAAACGCUGACAGUUAACGAAGGUGGCUCAGCGUCGUUUCAUUGUUCAGUGAGUGGUAAUCCUGAUCCUGUCUUAGUGUGGAGUAAAACGAUCAGACAGUACAGUCAGACAGUGGUUUCAGGAGGAAAAAUGCUUCUGAAGAAUGUGCAAGGAAGUGAUUCGGGUACAUACAACUGUUCAGCAGUGAACAUUUUAGGACAAGCCCAGGCACUGGUGCAGCUGAUGGUAAAUGGUAAGAUCGCUAUGAGUUAGUUAAAAUGCAGGAACAUUUUUGCCUGGAUGCUGCUACCUGUCUGGCUCGGUUAAAUUCUUUCACAAAAAAGUAAAAUAAAUAAAACUGGAUAUCGUUUUCUACCUACGCUACUGAUGCAUUUCAAAGCUUAGCUAAUCAGCUCUAAGGCAGUUGCCACAUUUUAUACUACUACAUGAGAAAUUUCUGCAAUUUGAUUGGCUUAGAGCAGUGGUAUUUCAGCUUAAUUUGAAAUACCUACAUGUGAAAAUUACAAACCUUGCGGGUAGUAGUAUAAACAAUUAAUAGCAUGAUUUGUAUGUGAUAUUUGACAUAAAUACCACUCGUGAUAUUUCAAAAUUGUCUCAAAUUUCACUCGCCUAACGGCUCGUGAAACUACGUAUAACAAUUUUGAAAUAUCACUCGUGGUAUUUAUGCCAAAUAUCACUACAAAUCAUGCUAUUACCUAUACAAAUUGUAAACAAUCAAACAGACCAACAAACAAGAUUUUUUUAAAAAAAAUAAAAGUUCUAUACUGAAAGAUGAACUUACAAAAAAUGAUGUUUCAGGAACCGAAUUCAGUUACUUGGGCUAAAACUCUUAAGUCUAGGUCUUAAUUCCUUUCUUUUUUGUAGUUCACCCCCAAGUUUCUCUUCAUCCGGGACCUCAUUAUGCUAUCGAAAGAAGUAGUUAUACUCUUCCAUCCUGUCACGUGACUGGGUAUCCUGCGCCAGUGGUCUCAUGGAGAAAGUCAUCCGGUCCAUUAUCCCAGGGAAGGGUGAAGUACAACAACAGUGCAUUACAAAUACUACAUGUUCGUAAAGCUGACUCUGACCUCUACUACUGUGCGGCAUCAAACCUGUUAGGACGGGUUGAGAAGAAAACUCUCUUAGUUGUUGUUUCUCCUCCUCAGUUCUCUGUUAAACCACCUGCUAAAGUUGUCGUGUGGGUUGGUGGUAUAUUGAUUUUAAACUGUAGCGCUACUGGUGAUCCUCAACCAGUCCUCACCUGGAAAAAGCAAGGAGGUCAACUGCCAGUCGGGAGGAACCAACAAAUUAAUGGCAAUUUGGUGAUCAGAAGUGUCACGGUGAAUGACAAAGGGAUUUAUAGUUGCGUUGCAACAAACGCUGGAGUGUUUAAGUCAGAAGCUGACACCUUCAUUGAAGUUAAAGGUAAGUCAUUAGGAAAGAUGAGAGAAUAUGUUUUAUUUUGAACGAUGCAACGAUUGAUCGAGCUAUCACUCUGCAUUAAGUGCCUCAAACGGCAUCCAGUGUUAAGAUGUUGCUUCAGUUCGAAUCUACAAUAAGAAGCUGAAAGUUAGAGUGCAAUCGCGCCAACAUUUUGACUCAUUUAAAGACGUACUCUACCUCCAGGGCAACUGACCGGGUGGCUAGAACCGUUACAAAAGAAACACAUUACUUGAUGAUAUAAGAUUUUUAAUUUCCUGAGCGACCAGCCAUAAAAAGCAAUAAAAAAGAAAAUUUUCUCGUACUUGUACAAAUUAAUGAAAUUAAGCCUGGUCGAGCGGUCAACGUUUUCGGGUAACAUUGCACUGUCACAUAUUAGGGAGCUUAUAUAAUAUAUAAUAUAUAUAUAAAUUUAAUAUAUAAGUAUAAUAUAUAAUAUAUAUAUAAAUAUAUAAUAAGCAAGUCGUUUUUGAGAAACGCCUGACAACAGGAUAUGAGGCAUCUUCCCAGGGGGCCUCUUCCCUUUUUAUGCCUUGAGUCUACCUUAUUUGUACUGCUACGUGUUUUUACUCUUAAAGAGACCAUUUGCCUUAAAAUUUGGGCAUAACGACUACCCAAGAAAGCAAAAAGUCCUCUUCAAUGAACUCUUAUUAAUUGAAAAAAAAAAAAACGAAAGUCAGUGUAAUGUACAUGUAUCAUUGAAUGAAGCGUCUCUAAACUAAUUUGGUUAGUACAACGGCUUUCAUUGAAGAGUAGCCUAAAGCCAAAGUUAUACCAACAAAGCACUAAGAAGUUUAUUAUCAGUAUGUUGCUAAAGUAACUAGUGAUGGAGAAUACUAACACGCACGCAAAGCAGUCAAAACAACAUCUUAUUAAGCAGAUUUAACAUUAAAUUACAGAGUAAAUGCCGAAGUGUUCCCGGUAAUCCGCGAUUCAGUAUCUACGAAUGUUUUAAUUUUUUGUGUGUGUUUGACACUGAUCUAGUGUGAAUGCUAAGUUUUAACAGUGAAGAGGUACGUGAAAAACUUUCAGCUUUCUCCUGUUUUUUAUUUAUUUAUUUAUUUUUUAUUUGGAAAAUAAAUUCUUUAGAUGGCCUUGCCGGUUCCACCAUCCUUAGCACUCUUGACAGCAAGUACCUUGAUCAGCUGAAUUCAUAUUUAGACCCAGUCCGCCAGACUACAGGCCGCAGCAGGUUUGUGAGGUGUUGGCACGCUGAGACAGAUGGUUGGGUGGCAGCAACAUUCCACAGCAACUGUGAUGGAAAGGGUCCCACUGUAACCAUCGUCCAAGUCGGUAGUUACAUAUUUGGUGGUUAUACUGACAAGUCUUGGGGUGGUAUGUAUCAUUUCGUUAACGCCUUAAUCGCACACAUAUGUUCAGCGUUGUCGUGUGGACGGGGGCGAAAACGAUUCUAAUACGCUUCGCGUAGGCGCUUACUUUUUGUGAAAAAGCGGCGAUAAAUUUCUCCAUUUUCUAAAAACAUCCCGAUACGUGUGGAUUGGACGUAAAACCAGCGUAUACGUUGCACAAGAACGCCGUUUAUAUGUGAACGGAAGGCAGUAUUCGGACCAAAAAAACCUCCGUUUUCAAAAAAUUAUAUCCGGAUACGUGUGGAUAAGGCCACUUUGACAAGCAAAUUAGCAACAGACACCGUUGGCAAAAAAAGAUGGUUAAAAAUACAACAACAAUAACUAAGCCGCAUGGGCUGUUUUAUUUCGAUUUUUUUUCUCUCUGGAGUAUUCUGUUUGUCUGUUAAAAUGUUCUGAUAAACGGUUUGAAAGUAUUGAAAUGCUUUCACACCAUACAAUUGGUAAAAAGUUGUAAUGUUGAUGUCCGUGACAGAUUGUUCUAAUGGAUCUAAAUGAAAUAACCAACUUUUUGGGUAAAUAAAUAGCAAAGCGAACAUACCUGAAAUCUCAUUUUUUCUACAAGAGUUUACUAUAGCAGCUCUAUAAUGUAUAGGACAGUACUUUUGAAAACUUAACUGAUUUUUGGAGAGGACUGGUGUAUUGCAUGGCUUUGUUAAACAUUAUAGCAUAUUCUAUCAAAAAGGUUUUAAGGUGAAAAACAUCCAACUUCGAACACAAAUAUUUAUAGCUGUCAUUGUCGCCCUUGCUGCUUGAGGUGUUUUGAAUAAUUUAAAGUAAUAUCUAAAAAUUGUCUCCCACAGGUUCUUGUCGUUAUGUCUAUUCAAGUAAAUCGUUCCUGUUCUCGUUAUAUAACAUCAAUGGCUACGCUCCGGUUAAGGUAAACAGCAAGUCAGGUCACUACAGUAACGCCGUAUACACAUGUUCCAACUACGGACCAACCUUUGGUAACGGACACGACCUGCACAUACACAACAACGCUGCAAGCAACCGCAAUUCCUACACAUACUGUGGCUACGGUUACCACCUCCCCACUGGGUACUCUGCAUCUUCCUCUUCCUGUAGAUUUUAUGCAGGUGGAUCCAGUAUCUACUUCACUCCCACUGAUGUUGAAGUGUUUUACGAGACAACAACUUAA